GGACCGUUCGAUCCUCCGCCCAACUCCUAUUUAAUACCAUGUCUCUCCAUUGCUAGGGUUUGAUUUCCAGACGAGCGAAGCAUUCGUCGAAGGGACUACGCGCGGCGCGAGUGCGAUAGCCAUGGCGACCCAAAUGAGCAAGAAGCGAAAGUUCGUAGCGGACGGAGUGUUCUUUGCCGAGUUGAACGAGGUCCUGACAAGAGAACUCGCUGAGGAUGGCUAUUCUGGUGUCGAGGUUAGGGUUACGCCCAUGCGAACAGAGAUCAUUAUCCGGGCGACCCGCACUCAGAAUGUCCUUGGCGAGAAGGGCAGAAGAAUUAGGGAGUUGACAUCGGUGGUCCAGAAAAGAUUCAAAUUUCCUGAGAACGGCGUGGAGCUCUACGCAGAGAAGGUGAACAAUAGGGGGCUCUGUGCUAUUGCUCAAGCUGAAUCACUGCGUUACAAACUUCUCGGUGGCCUUGCUGUUCGCAGGGCCUGUUAUGGUGUCUUGAGGUUUGUCAUGGAGAGUGGUGCAAAGGGAUGUGAGGUAAUAGUAAGUGGAAAGCUCAGGGCCCAGCGAGCUAAAUCCAUGAAGUUCAAGGAUGGAUACAUGAUUUCUUCUGGUCAGCCAGUAAAGGAAUACAUUGACUCUGCAGUGAGGCAUGUUCUUCUUAGACAGGGUGUUCUUGGAAUCAAGGUCAAAAUUAUGUUGGACUGGGAUCCAAAGGGGAAGCAAGGGCCCACGACUCCACUUCCAGAUCUUGUCACUAUCCAUCCACCAAAGGAUGAAGAGGAAUACAUGAGACCAGCCGUUUUGGUGCCUGCGGAGAUACCCAUUGCAUGAUGACGAGUGUUUGCUUCACAUGAAUUUUACUAGACGAGCUGCCUUGUUAUGACUUUCGCAAAACAUAUGUGAUGUAGUAACCAGUAAGGGCUAUUUAUCCUUGUUUAAGCCUGUACUGUUUUUGCUAUUGCCAUCUUCCAAACUAGUGAUUUCUUUGGUGGUCGAUUUUCAUUUAA
This is a messenger RNA of Zingiber officinale, 999 nucleotides long. Its product is annotated as 40S ribosomal protein S3-3-like. Gene Ontology annotation, cellular component: cytosolic small ribosomal subunit; nucleus. The coding region runs from base 122 to 823 and encodes 233 amino acids. NCBI's taxonomy places the organism in Eukaryota, Viridiplantae, Streptophyta, Magnoliopsida, Zingiberales, Zingiberaceae. Gene Ontology annotation, biological process: translation. Gene Ontology annotation, molecular function: RNA binding; structural constituent of ribosome. The transcript has 6 exons. The record is from RefSeq and is a predicted model, not a curated record.